AUGCCCCCGCGCUCAAAUUUGGCUUCCAAAGGCUCAUUUGGUCCCCCGAAUGAUAGCGCAACAUAUAGGGAUUUACUUCUCUUUGAAGAAAGGCUCAAAACAAAUGCAGCCAAUCUCCAGCGGCGCAAAAAGCGCUACCAGCUGUUUCUGUUUCAACUUCUCACAGUCAUAGCAAUUCUUCUGUGCGAAGUGAUCUUACCACCUCAUAUAUCCAUUCUCGCCAUACCAUUGAAGAUAGUUUUGCAACGCCUUUUGCCAGAAAUAUAUACGCCUGAAACCGACGUCACUGUACAUCCGUACUUUUCAACUGGCCUUCUAUUUGUGAGUGUCACCACUCUUGUGCUGUUCUUCGCCAGCGGCAUGUAUUCAGAGAAGAUUGCAUAUGCAAACAAAUAUGUUCCUCACGCCAAUCGAGCCCUUCGUUCGUUUAACAUGUAUCUGAAUGUCCGCAAACCUCCAUUGGGUUCAAAGUUCUACUGGAACCCUCUUACGUUCUUUUUUCCUCGUCCUGAAGAAAGCACGUCCGUCGUUUCUACCACCACCUCUCGAUCGUCCUCUCCAACCCCUGUCAAUCGACAGAGAUCUCCAUCUACAACAAGACCUUUACACACUAUACCCCCGGCUACAAAUCCUCGUGGAGAGUUGAUAUUUUCUUCUCGAGUCGAUAAAAACUUUCGUGAUUCAUAUGAACGCUACCGAAGCACAUUUGAGAGGCGACGGGAAGAAAAGGCAUACGCCGAGAGACGGAAAACCUGGUACGGGAAGUUGAUGUUUUGGGACCGACCACCAACCCCUACGUCCGCUGGGACAAGCCCGGGGCCUUUGCCACCAUCGCGAACUGCGUCCAAUGCCUCCUCCAGAGGGAGAAUUUCAAGAAGUGGCACCCCUCCAACGACCCCGAGUAAUAUGAGUGGUGGUGGUGGGGGUAGUGGUGGCAUCGUGAUGAAGCAAAGAGAUCGGAGUGGAUCUCCCAUGAGGCGUCUUUCUCCCCCUAGGGAGAGGGGACUGCGGAGAGACCGCGAGUCCAUGGCAGAAGCCGAUAUGAGGACUACGGUCCUCGAGAAGACCGUCGUCAGCCAAACAGGACAUUCACCUUAG
Psilocybe cubensis is the source of this 1098-nucleotide messenger RNA. RefSeq lists its product as uncharacterized. The coding region runs from base 1 to 1098 and encodes 365 amino acids. The transcript has 3 exons. The record is from RefSeq and is a predicted model, not a curated record. Gene Ontology annotation, cellular component: Nem1-Spo7 phosphatase complex; cytoplasm. Lineage: Eukaryota; Fungi; Basidiomycota; Agaricomycetes; Agaricales; Agrocybaceae. Gene Ontology annotation, molecular function: protein phosphatase regulator activity.